Messenger RNA from Knipowitschia caucasica, 273 nucleotides. NCBI's taxonomy places the organism in Eukaryota, Metazoa, Chordata, Actinopteri, Gobiiformes, Gobiidae. The record is from the annotation of a GenBank genome assembly.
AUGGCUGCUCUGUCCCCGGGUGUUGAUGUUUCCUGUGGCUUAGAAAAUGUUCCUGUUUUAAUUGAGAACUCUGUUGUCGCUCCUGCGAGACCAAGGUUUCAUUAUUCCACAGAGAAUGUCCAGGGCCCUGGCUUUUCUGAUGACCCAAGUGAGGCCACUCUUCUUGGUUGCCCUUGUGUUUCCCACUCCUGUGUUCUGGAAAGCUGUUCUUGUCUGCAGAGCCAUGGAGAGGCUUACACCACUGAAGUAACCGUGUGGUGCAGAAUGGAGUGA